This is a messenger RNA of Hermetia illucens (black soldier fly), 2971 nucleotides long. It is a transcript of the gene Gld, whose product is annotated as glucose dehydrogenase [FAD, quinone]. NCBI's taxonomy places the organism in Eukaryota, Metazoa, Arthropoda, Insecta, Diptera, Stratiomyidae. The record is from RefSeq and is a predicted model, not a curated record. Bases 460 to 2292 code for a protein of 610 amino acids. The transcript has 7 exons. Gene Ontology annotation, molecular function: oxidoreductase activity, acting on CH-OH group of donors; flavin adenine dinucleotide binding.
AGGCUUGCUCUCAGUUACCAAGUGGACGUGGUUCGUGGAGCACUUGGAGAGGUACCGGUGAAUUAAUUCGCGAUUUUCCCUCUUCAAUUUGGACUUUAGUUCGAUAAGCCGCGAAUCUAGUGCCAGACACUCUGAUUGAGUUUUCAGUUACAUUUUGGCGACCACAAGCUCAAACUUUCCUGGUUCAAUUCAGGUUUCAUUCAUCAAGUGAUCUUGCGGGAGGUUGGCACGUGCGUAAGGAAGUUAGUAUCCGCGAUUCGAUCCCGGUAUAGUGCGUUGAUAAAGAUCGAACCGAACAGUGUCAGGACUCACAGUGCCUUGUGAACGCAGGACCUCGCGAAACAUUCACAUUACCUAGUUUGUUGUGAAUCUCUUGUGAAAUUUCCGGGUGGUAUCAAGGUUCAUAUCAGGGGGCUGUAACUUUUAUAUUCCUGCAAUUCAAGAUAGAGGUUAUUGGAGAUGUCGUCGUGUAAUUGUCCUGUGAGCGUGCCUACGGGGCCUACAUUGUCAGCAGUAUGUGGAGGAGGUCCUUUCAUGCUGUUCAUGGGUCUGCUCGAAGUCUUUAUAAGAUCCCAGUGUGAUCUUGAGGAUCCUUGCGGUAGAGCCAGUUCACGGUUUCGAUCUGAACCCGAUUAUGAAUACGAUUUCAUCGUGGUUGGCGGAGGCUCGGCGGGAUCAGUGGUGGCUGCUCGACUGUCUGAAGUACCUCAUUGGAAAGUUUUGUUAAUUGAAGCUGGUGGCGAUGAACCUGUAGGCGCUCAAAUUCCUUCUAUGUUCCUUAAUUUUCUUGGUAGUGAUAUUGAUUGGAAAUACCAUACAGAACCCGAACGGAAUGCUUGCCUCAAUUCCGAUGGUCAAAAGUGUUAUUGGCCCCGAGGCAAAGUUCUUGGUGGCACCUCUGUUAUGAACGGAAUGAUGUACAUCCGCGGAGAUCCUCAAGAUUACGACGAUUGGGAAGCUCUUGGUAACCCAGGGUGGAAAUUCAAUGAUAUCCUUCCAUUCUUCAAACAAUCCGAAGACAACUUAAACAUCAAUGAAGUUGACAAUAACUACCAUGCCACCGGAGGACCUAUGCCAGUCUCGAAAUUCCCAUACAAUCCUCCAAUGUCUUACUCGAUCCUGAGAGGUGGUGAAGAACUUGGAUUUACUGUGCAGGACUUGAAUGGCGGAAAUACAACAGGUUUCAUGAUUGCUCAAAUGACAAGUCGCAAUGGUAUCCGUAUGAGCAGCGCACGUGCUUUCCUACGACCAGCUCGUAAUCGCCCAAAUCUUCACAUCCUUUUGAACACCACCGUUUCAAAGGUUCUUGUGAAUCCAGUUUCGAAAACCGCCCAUGGUGUUGAGGUCAUUGACCAAUAUGGAAGCUCUCGUAAAAUCUUAGUGAAAAAGGAAGUCAUUGUUUGCGGAGGAGCUGUAAAUUCUCCUCAAAUAUUAAUGUUGAGUGGAAUCGGUCCAGUGGAAGAACUUCAAAGGGCUGGUGUUCGUCCGAUUGUCAACCUCCCUGGUGUUGGAAAGAAUCUUCACAAUCACGUGGCCUUCUUCAUGAAUUUCUUCAUAGACGAUGCUGACACCAGACCUCUCAAUUGGGCCACCGCAAUGGAAUACCUUUUGUUCCGUGACGGUCUCAUGUCAGGCACCGGCCUCUCUGAUGUCACCGCGAAAUUCGCUACACGAUAUGCUGAAAAUCCCAAUGUUCCAGAUACACAAUUAUACUUUGGAGGGUAUUUGGCUGAUUGCGCUAAGACCGGACAAGUAGGAGAACUAACAAGCAACGGAACAAGAUCAGUACAAGUAUUCCCUGCACUGUUACAUCCAAAGAGUCGAGGCUACAUCACUUUAGCUUCUGCAGAUCCACUAGAACAUCCCAAAAUCUACGCCAAUUAUUUAACUGAAGAGCACGAUGUUAAGGCGCUCGUGGAAGGAAUCCGUUUCGUAAUUCGCCUGUCGGAAACUCCAGCGCUUCGUGCUUAUGGAAUGAGAUUGGAUACAACUCCAGUUCAAGGAUGCGAGCGUAUUCCGUAUAAUUCGCAGGAAUACUGGGAAUGUGCGGUUGUACGAAACACUGGCCCAGAAAAUCAUCAAGCGGGCUCAUGUAAAAUGGGACCAAUUCGUGAUCCCCUAGCAGUAGUCGAUCAUGAACUCAAAGUUCAUGGGGUGAGAGGUCUUCGUGUGGUAGAUGCCUCAGUAAUGCCUAAAGUUACAUCAGGUAACACACAUGCUCCAGUAGUAAUGAUCGCUGAAAAGGCAUCGUACCAUAUUCGGCGAGCAUGGGGCGCAGUAUAUCGUCAGUAGUCAAGUUUUAUUUGAAAUAAUUCCAGUACUUAAUUUAAAGUAGAAGAAAUUGGAGAUACCCUUAAAUGGUCUGAAUUGGACGAACUUAUGGUUUUUAAGAAUAUAUGCCAUAAAAUUAUAGUCGUCCCUUAAAACGGCAAAGAAUUGUCAACCCCUGUACCUACCUUUCUCACAGAAUCAAUUAAUCAUAUCAAUUUAGAAAAAAGAUUGUUGAAAAUAGCUUUACAGGUUUACUAGGAUUUAUCUAUAAACUUCAUAUAUUGUUACAUAGAACCUCCGAUAGAUACUCCAACAUGGGGACAUCAAAAGUUUGGCUGCAACAGAUUGCCAAGGCCAAAAAUGGUAGCUCCAAUUUCAAUUCGUCCCCACGGGGGAAUUUAAUUCUAUAAAAUGAAACUAUAAAAUAAUUUAAAAUACUUCGCAUUGAAAAUAGAAGUAAGAUACCGAUUUUGAUGACAUCCUGCUUACACGCACACAUAAUUUAGUUUAAUUUUAUUUUGUAAAAAAUAUGUCAGGACAUAUUGUACAAAUGUUAAAAUGGAACACAAAAGAGAUUGUAAGCCAAUAUAAAGAAUGAGAAGUUAUAAUACCCUAAAAUAUUUUAUUUUUAAUAUCAAACUUUAUAUACAUCAAAGACAAUAAAAUAAAGGAUAUAUUAUUAUAUAAGAACAAAACCCUG